This is a messenger RNA of Penaeus vannamei (Pacific white shrimp), 1373 nucleotides long. Its product is annotated as cuticle protein CP1499. The record is from RefSeq and is a predicted model, not a curated record. Lineage: Eukaryota; Metazoa; Arthropoda; Malacostraca; Decapoda; Penaeidae.
ACUACAAAUAGCGGGGAAGGGCGGUCGAACAGCACACUUCGGGGAAAGCCUCAAGCAAACAAGCAUCAUGAAGACUCUGGUUGUGUUGGCAGUGCUGGGCGUGUGCUCCGCCUCCCUCCAGCAGGCCUACAACCACGGCUACAACUACGUCCAGCCCAGGUACGUCGGGCCCGUGGCUGCCACCGUCCCCGCCGGCGUCGACGGAACCAUCACGCCCGUGUCCGACACCUACGAGGUGGCCGCCGCCCGCGGCGCCUUCUUCAGGGCCUACCAGGAUCAGCUGGCGACCAUCGCCGCCCUCCGCUACGGCGCCCCCGCCGCCCACCACGCCGUGCACCUCAGCGCGCCGGCUGUGAACCACGGCUUCCCAGCUGGCUACUUCGCCGGCCCCGUCGCCCACCAGGCCGCCCUCAGCUACGGCGUCCCCGGCCCGGUCCAGGACACCCCCGAAGUGUCUGCCGCCAAGGCUGAGUUCUUCCGCCUGUACAACCAGCAGGCAGCAGCAGCGGCCGCGGCUCCGGACUACGAUGCUCACCACGACUACUCUGACCCGACUUCGGCGAUGCUGUCUAAGGAUCCCAGGACAGAGAAGACUAGUGUGACCACAGCUUUAGUUACCCAGCUGCCGAGAACACUGACCACCUGCAACUUAAGGGGAAAUUACUACUGUCUGGUGGUCAAGCAGCAGAGGUCAGGCGCCCGACAAGGCGUGGCACAACCUCGUCAGGAGCUACAAAUAGGGAGGAAGGAACCCAGACCCACAGUUCAGGAGUCGACGCCGAGGGACGAGCAUCAUGAGGACUCUGGUUGUGUUGGCAGUGCUGGGCGUGUGCUCCGCCUCCCUCCAGCAGGCCUACAACCACGGCUACAACUACGUCCAGCCGAGGUACGUCGGGCCGUGGCUGCCCCGUCCCGCGGCGUCGACGGAACCAUCACGCCCGUGUCCGACACCUACGAGGUGGCCGCCGCCCGCGGCGCCUUCUUCAGGGCCUACCAGGAUCAGCUGGCGACCAUCGCCGCCCUCCGCUACGGCGCCCCCGCCGCCCACCACGCCGUGCACCUCAGCGUACCAGCUGUGAACCUGAAUGCAGCAGCAGUGCACCACAUUGCUCCAUCAGUGUACCAGAAUACACCAGCUGUGCACCACGGUGGACCAGCUGGCCACUACGACGCCGGCCUCGGCCAGGUCCGCGACACCCCCGAAGUGUCAGCCGCCAAGGCCGAGUUCUUCCGCCUGUACAACCUGCAGGCGGCGGCAGCGGCCGCGGCGCCGGACCACCAUGCCCAUCGCGACUACUGAACUGGCAAAGGAAACUGGAAAAGUUUGGAACAUUUUGAUCGUCAAAUAAAGAACAAGAACUGAACUCUUUUUG